AAGAGGUUUGAGUCGAGUCAUCCAUUCCAAGCUGUUUCUCUGCUUUCAAUUCAAAGCCACUCUCUGGAGUUAGGGUUAGUGUUUUGACACACAGUGUAAAUGGUCGUAAGCAAAUGGAGGGAAGUGAAUGUGGUGGGAAGAAUGGCAGCUCGAGUGAGACCCGACCUCCGAAUCCUUUCGCUGGAGCUUACCGUCAGUGUUUCAGCAGUGCUCAUGUCGCGUCCCCUUGCAGGAAAACACUUGUUCGUCACCCGUCUCUCCAGGUGAAAAUGAAAACAUCGGAUGUCUCUAUUGGGCCUGCAUUGGGUGAGCAUUGUGAAACUCAGUUCAUUCCGGUUGUUCGUUCUGGGGGUUGGGCUGACAUUGGCUUUCGGCCGAGCAUGGAGGAUGCUUAUAUUUGUGUUGACAAUUUCACGCUAAAAUAUGGGCUCGAGAGUUUCUGUGAAGGUCCAAGUGCCUUCUAUGGGAUCUUUGACGGACAUGGAGGAAAGCAUGCCGCGGACUUUGCUUGCAACCAUUUGCCAAGGUUCAUCAUAGAGGAUGAAGACUUCCCAAGGGAGAUUGAGAGGGCUGUUGCUUCUGCAUUUCUUCAAACGGACACUGCACUUGAAGAUGCUUGUUCUGUGGACACUGCCCUUGCUUCUGGAACGACUGCAUUGGCAGCUCUUGUUGUUGGGAGGUCAUUGGUGGUUGCAAAUGCUGGAGACUGCAGGGCGGUAGUCUCCCGUCGGGGCAAAGCAAUAGAGAUGUCGAGGGAUCAUAAGCCAGUCUGCAUGAAAGAGAAGAUGAGGAUAGAAGCUUCAGGAGGGUAUGUCUAUGAUGGAUAUCUGAACGGGCAGCUUAAUGUUGCUCGUGCCCUGGGGGAUUGGCACAUGGAAGGAAUGAAGAGCCGGGAAGGUGGGCCCCUUAGUGCUGAGCCUGAGCUGAUGAACAUGAACCUGACAGAGGAGGAUGAAUUCCUGAUUAUGGGUUGUGAUGGGAUCUGGGAUGUCUUUAGGAGCCAGAAUGCGGUCGAUUUUGCCAGGAGGAAGCUCCAGGACCACAAUGACCCUGUCAUGUGUUGCAGAGAACUGAUUGAUGAGGCUUUGAAAAGGAAGAGCGGGGACAACCUAGCUGUUGUUGUGGUGUGCUUCCACUCAAAGCCUCCACCAAGCCUGGUUGUGCCACGUGCAAGAGUGCAGCGGAGCAUAUCUGCUGAGGGUCUACGGGAGUUGCAGGGUUUCUUGGAUAGUUUUGAGUAACUAAAGUGGUGAUGGGUUAGUUUUCUGAUCGUACGUUUUAGCUGUCGGGGUUGAUUUUGAGGUAAUCAUCCAAUUGUAUCAUAUGCGGCUCUUAACAGAUUCUUCUUGUUUCAUUUGAUUCUGGUUUUCAACUUUUAUUUUUGUCAAGAACUAACCUAGAUAUGAAAGCACUGUCAAGCCCUACCAACCCCAAAGAAUAGGUUCUUCUUGGGGAUGGAAUAUAUGAAACUGGAAAAUUUUUGCACUCUGUUUCCAA
Molecule: messenger RNA, 1497 nt
Organism: Telopea speciosissima
Lineage: Eukaryota; Viridiplantae; Streptophyta; Magnoliopsida; Proteales; Proteaceae
Product: probable protein phosphatase 2C 57
Exons: 4
Coding region: 114-1241 (375 amino acids)
Biological process (GO): protein dephosphorylation
Molecular function (GO): cation binding; protein serine/threonine phosphatase activity
Source: RefSeq, a predicted model, not a curated record